Molecule: messenger RNA, 1048 nt
Organism: Corticium candelabrum
Lineage: Eukaryota; Metazoa; Porifera; Homoscleromorpha; Homosclerophorida; Plakinidae
Product: CMP-N-acetylneuraminate-beta-galactosamide-alpha-2,3-sialyltransferase 1-like
Exons: 6
Coding region: 9-1016 (335 amino acids)
Biological process (GO): sialylation
Cellular component (GO): membrane
Molecular function (GO): beta-galactoside (CMP) alpha-2,3-sialyltransferase activity
Source: RefSeq, a predicted model, not a curated record
CUCGUCUAAUGCUUGUCGGUUUCUCUCUAUUGAUAGUCAUUCUAUUGUUGUAUUGGCUAUCUCUUUCUAAUAUCAAGUGGUUGAGAAGGAGGGUGGAGCCCUCCACUAACUAUAAUUUGGUUGAGGAGAAUAAAUUAAUAUCAACUGGUUGUAGUAAUGUUUUUCAUUUGUUGCUGAAUGGCAACAUUCAAGACAAACUGAUUAGAGGAAGGUUCGAUCCACAUGUGGAUGUUAUGUUGACAAGACAGAGAAGAGAAGUGUCUAUGGAAGCAGAAAGAUGGUGGAAAUCAAUACAACCACAAAAAAUUGAAAAAUCACUUCGUCAAGCCAUUGACGAUGUCUCUACUGUACUGCCUCUAGACGAUCCCUUUCAUCAUAGUGACAAUCGUUGUCACAGAUGUGCAGUAGUUGGCUCUUCUUAUAAUCUCAUCAAGUCACGAUACGGCUCACUCAUUGACUCAAAGGAAAUUGUGAUCAGAAUGAAUACGGCUCCUGUGGUUGGAUAUGAGGUUGAUGUGGGCUCGAAGUGUACACAUAAUAUUGUGUAUCCCGAGAGCUCGUGGGGAUAUCAGAAUGUCUCUGCAAGUGGGAAGCUGCUACUCGUACCAUUCAAGAUGUUGAAUUUUGAUUGGCUGAUUAGCAUAUUUACAACACACAGUAUCUCGUGGGGAUGGAGAAAGGUUCCUACUCACUUGGCACUGUCUCCAAAAGAUGCUGCAAUAUUGCAUCCAAAUUUUGUUCAUUACGUACAAACUGAGUGGCUACAGACAAAUGGUCGUAAGCCAUCUGCUGGCAUGCUGGCUCUCAUUCUAUCUCUUCAUGUCUGUGAUGAGGUUGACGUUUUUGGCUUUGGUCGUAAUCAGUAUGGCAACUGGCAUCAUUAUUAUGAUAAAAACGAAAACAAAAACGUCGAUCCUUUCAGACGUACCGGAGUACAUGAUGCUGAAACUGAAGAGGCGGUGAGAAUGGCUUUACACAAAGCCGGUGUGAUUCGAUUUCAUGCAGGAAGGACUUGACUUUAGUGACUGUAUUUAAUAUUUAUAUAUAA